Molecule: messenger RNA, 2052 nt
Organism: Quercus lobata
Lineage: Eukaryota; Viridiplantae; Streptophyta; Magnoliopsida; Fagales; Fagaceae
Exons: 3
Coding region: 1-2052 (683 amino acids)
Source: RefSeq, a predicted model, not a curated record
AUGGAACCCAAUCUAGAUUCCGCAGCCUUGGCCCAGCAAGUUCAAGCUCUUGCGGCCACCAUUGAAGAACUCACCAAGCAAAACCAGGAAAUGAAGCUACGACUCCAACAGGUCCAACAGGCCCAACAGGAAGAGAACAGGUCCAAAGGUAACUUGGAGCGAGAAAGGGAUAGCCAUAGGAGGAGUACCUAUCAGAGGCCAACCACUCUAGACGAGCAGAACUCAGAUCUCCUCCGAGAAAUGAGGAAGAAGAUGGAUGAACUGAGGAAUGUCAUUAAGGAGAAGAUGGAUCAGAGUGUAGACAGGAUGGUAAGGGCCACAGAUUCGCCUUUCACCAUGGCGGUGCUUGAAUGCCCUAUAUUGUCAAAGUUUCGCUUACCUCAACUUGAGUCGUUCGACGGACUCAAAGACCCUCAGGAUCAUCUUAAUACCUUCAAGACGACUCUAGGUUUUCAACAACCACCUGACAAGAUAUUGUGUCGUUCCUUUCCUACCACUCUCAAAGGAGCUGCAAGAGAAUGGUUCACGAAAUUGCCGACCUCAUCCGUAGACAACUUCGAGCAAUUGAGUAAUGCCUUCUUGCGUCAUUUCAUAGGGAGGCAACGUCCAACGAGGCCGAUGGACUACUUACUCACCAUUAGACAGGGAGAAAAGGAAACUCUGAGGUCGUACGUCAAAUGCUUCACCCAGGAGACUCUGGAGGUGGACGAAGCAAAUGACAAGGUGCAGUUGAUGACCUUCAAAGCGGGACUGAGGUCCAGAGAUCUCGUGGCCUCCCUCGCAAAGAAUCCACCAAAAACGAUGGCCGAAAUGCUCCUGAAAGCACAAAAGUAUAUGAAUGCUGAAGAUGCUUUAGCAGCCAUAAAGGAUGCAAAGAAGCCAGGAGACAAGGAAAAAAAAGAAGACGACCGUAGGGGUCAAAAGAAAGAGCGACCGGACCGUCGGAACAAUGACGGGAAUAGGAGGAAAGAUGAUAAAAGUCCUCGGAUGGACGAGCAUUAUCUCAAAUGGCCUAGACCAUUGCACUCAUCCCUCAAUGUCCGCGACAAGAACAAGUAUUACCGAUUCCACAAAGAUCACGGCCACAACACGGAAGAUUGCAGAGACCUAAAGGAGCAGAUAGAGGAGUUGAUACGGAAAGGGAAAUUACAGAAAUAUGUGAAGAAGGGAGAAUAUAGUAAGUUCAGGGACGAUAAUAAAAGCCAGCAUGAGUCCUUUUCCCGGGAUGACGACCGUCCGUCCCAACCUCUACACAAGGUGAUCGGGGAGAUAAAGACGAUUACAAGAGGGCCAUUUUCAGGAGGAUCAUUUAAAUCCCUCAAGAAGGCAUGCCAGAGGCAGGUAAAUAGUGUACACACCAUACCUCCGUCUAAGCAACGACGAACAUACCGGGACAUGUCCUUCAAUGAAGGAGAUGCCAUGGGAGUGAAACAGCCCCACAAUGAUCCUUUGGUCAUAAUGCUGAAUAUAGAAGGAUUCAAUGCCAAGAGGAUCCUCAUCGACAAUGGCAGCUCCGCAGACAUCAUCUACCUCCUUGCCUUCCAACAGCUGAGGCUAGAUCCAAGGAGACUGCGCCCCUUUGACUCUCCACUCGUCAGCUUUAGCGGAGACAGGGUAUACCCCAAGGGCAUAGUGACAUUGACAGUGAUGGUAGGGGCCUACCCGGUGCAGUUGAUCCGUCAGCUAGACUUCUUAGUGGUGGACUGCCCCUCAUCCUACAACGUCAUCAUUGGGAGGCCCACACUCAACAAAUGGAAAGCGGCUACGUCCACCUACUGUUUGAAGGUAAAAUUCCCAACAGAUAAUGGUGUCGGUGAAGUAAAAGGAGAUCAAGUCCGGGCAAGAGAAUGCUAUCAAGCCGUACUGGCUGCGAAGGAGAACCACACGUGGAUGAUUGAAGAAAAGGAAGAAGACAGAAUGGAAGCCCUAGAAACAGUGGAAUUGGUUGAGGGAGAAGCGAACAAGACGACAAAGAUAGGAACGACCAAAGACGAAGAACCUUCGCCCCAGAACGAGAUCAAGCAGUUGCAGAGGAAGUUACCAAACUCUUAA